This is a messenger RNA of Trichoderma virens Gv29-8, 741 nucleotides long. RefSeq lists its product as uncharacterized. The record is from RefSeq and is a predicted model, not a curated record. Lineage: Eukaryota; Fungi; Ascomycota; Sordariomycetes; Hypocreales; Hypocreaceae. Bases 1 to 741 code for a protein of 246 amino acids. The transcript is spliced from 4 exons.
AUGUCUCAAGGCUCCCCGGCAAUCAUGUCUGAGGACCAGAAGCAGGAGAUCGGAGGUAGAUAUUUCCUACCUCGCAAUUUGGAAGAGGCGGCACGCAUGAAGAAUCAGCAUGAAUGGCUGAAAGGAGGUGCUGGCGGACUGGUCCUGGCUCCUAUUGAUUUAGGACGCCAGGGGAUGCGUGUGUUGGACUCGGCCACAGCAGACGGAUACUGGAUACAGGAUGUCAAGUCAAUCUUCCCAGAGAGUACUGAGUUUCGUUUUGUCAUUCCCCUGUUUGCGGAGAGUGAGGUGCAGCCGGUUCUUCGCAAACUCAUUAAAUGCAUGAAACCAGGUGCUUGGAUCCAGCUAGUUGAGAUGGAUUUCAAGACACCGGUUUCUGAGCCCCUUGAAUCUUGCCAAGCGGCUCAGAAGUUUCAUAAGCUCACAAGUUCGGUAGUAUCUGACCCUCUCGCCUCAACAAAGCUAGCAGCGAGAUUGAAUGAAGAGGGUCUCACAAAUGUUACCUAUCAGACAGUCGACAUGAUAGCAGGCUCUUCUCAUCCAGACGCUGCACUGGGAGAGCGAGGACGACGUAAUAUGUCGUCCGUGAUGGCCUACUUCCAAUCUGUGUCUAGUGCCGAGAAAAUGGGAAUGACAGCGCAGGAAUGGGCUUCCUUGCCGAAUGAAUUCGAAGAUGAGAUGAGCAAGUAUAAGAUCGCCGUCCGUGUCUACUUCGUCUGGGGUCAGAAGCCAGUAGCGUAG